UUUGUAUUCGGCUAUGUGAGUGUAGUUGUGUAAAUAAGCCAUCGUAGAUAAAGAAACGGAUUUGUUUGUUUUGAGAUGAAAGUACCCUGUCAACCGUUCGGAAAUAUUGGCCAUCAUUUGCAUUCUGUCAGUAAGGCGACAGGAAAAGUGAAAGGUUUUUGUUGGACAGUUGCUAAACUGUCCCGUUUACGGAUGAUUUUGACAACCAUUGGCUACAAACUGUGGGCAUUUGAAGUUUCCUUUUAAUCGAAUUAUUUGGCUGGUUCAACUUGACGAGUUUGUUUAACAGCUGACUUACGCCAGGAGACGCCGAAAUGUUAUGGAAGCUCGUUGGUGACCUGAGACAAACAAGAUGACUUCAUCUUGUUUUUAGUACUGUGACAAGCAAAGCAUUUUGCCACACGUUACGUGUUACAUUGUACUUAUUAUUUGUCGUUUAUAUCGUUAAUUACAGUUUGAUACGUGCAGAGCAGCUGUUUAUGUCAAAUUCCAGCGUUCAUGAAGUUAUGUGUUUUGCCGAACAUACACCAACAAAAUUUUACAUGACACAAUGCUAUGUAGAGAAUGAAACAUUGUGAAGGCAGUUCAAAAGUUGAAACUUUGUUGCUUAAACUUGUUUUCAUGCUUCCAAGCCAUUGUGAAUAAAAUGGCAGAUAGUGAAGUACUUCAAGGGGAAGCCAAGAGUGUUCAAAGUAACACUGUUACAGUACUGGUCGAAACACCGGUCAUCAUUACGGAGGAGGCCAACGAAAGCGAUGGAAAAUCUCGUACAUCGUCGAUCGCCUGGUCGUCUUCUCCGAGUUUGAAUCAAAGAAGUGCGGAAAAGUUUCGAAGUUUAAAACGGCGAUCAUCAGUGGAAAAUUUUGGACAAUUUGGCUUCUUGGUUCCUGCUCUGUCUCUUGUUCCUCAUGCUGACGGGGCUGAUGCUCUCACCCAGCAGUUUGGUGAUCUUCAAGGUAGUCACAGAGAACUAAAACUAGCCUCAGCUCACAUUGAUGAUGCACUCAAGGGAAGAGGAAGCUAUGGGAAAGCUCGUUCAUACUUUAAACCAAGGCUUGCACAAAGAUGCUUUGAUAUUUUGGACAAUCCCUGGUUUCGUUACCUUAUCAUCUGGAAUUCCCUACUACAUUCCUUUCUUAUCUUCUUUGAACCUCCAACCAUUCAAGUGUCAAGAGUUCAUCCAUUUGUCUACGUUUUGAAUAUGUCCUGUAUUAUGCUGUUCAUGUUUGAUCUUGUGGUGCACAUUAUCUUUUUGACGUGGCCUGUGUUCUGGUCAAGACGCACCGAAGGAGGCUGGUGGAAUGGGGUUGAAUUUGUACUAGUUUGCUGUUUCACUGCGGAUUUUGUGUUGCUGGUAAUAUCCAGGUUUUUAGGAAAGUAUAUACCACCCAUUUUUAGAUCUUUCAGAUUAGCACUUAUUUUGUGUAAAGUGAAGAAUAUUCAACAUAUUUUUAAUGUAUUAAUGACAAUUGGUUUCAAGCUUUCAAAGUUAUUUUUUAUAAUUCUAGUAUUUGUUCUAAUGUGUGCCUGUAUUGGAGUUCACAUUCUUAUGGAUGCUUAUCAGUGCAAUGGUCCUUUGGAUAAUUCAUCGUCUACAACUUUCCAUCACGGGAAAAGAGUUCCGUGUUAUGUACGGAGUGAAGAAAAAGUGUACCAUGGGGCUUUUGAUGAUGUGGCAUAUGGAAUGCUGAGAUUGUUUGUUCUGCUAUCAACUGAAAAUUUCCCGGAGGUGAUGCUUCCAGCCCUUAGAGUGGAAUCAGCAUAUUUUGUUUAUUUUGGGCUGUUUGUAUUUGUUGGUGUGUUCUUCCUCACAGCAAUCCUACUGGCAAUUGUGGUGGACAGCUAUUGGGUUUAUUCCAAAAAGCAUGUUAAGAAAGAACGUUCCAGAGAGAGAGCUGAACUGGCAAAAGCUUGGAAUCUUUUGGAUCCUCUUGGAAGGGGAACGCUGAGUCUUGAUGAUGAAAAAUUUACUUUGCUGUUUCACCUCUUGAAGCCAAAGAACUCAGAGGCAGAGAAUUUAGUUCUGAUUGAAAUGUUAGAUGCCAAUGGGGAUGGCGAAGUAGAUUCUUUUGAAUGGACAACUAUGUUGAGCAAGGUUUUAAGUCUUGAAUUUGAGGAUGAUGACGACCUCCUGUUACUAGAUGAGACGCCAGGUCUAUCAAAGUGGAUGAUCAGUAUUCGAGAAAGUGCCAAGUCCCUUUCUGAGAGUAUAUUAUUUUCGCGUUUCAUCUUAUUCCUCAUCAUUGUACACUGCAUUCUGUUUGCUUUUAAAUGGAAAGGACAAAAUCAGCAGAUUGAAUUCAUAGUACAAGUAUUUAGAGGUGUUAUUGUUACAACAUUCUUGUUUGAAGGUGGCACACGACUUGUAGCUUUAGGAAGACGAAUAUUACAACCUCACGAGAUCGUGGACCUUUUCUUGGUCGUGUUAGCUUUCUGUUCAAACUUUGUUUGGUACACCAACUACCCAGAAUUCUUCUGGUUCAGAGAUUAUGCGACAACAAUUUCCAGCCUAGCUGUGUUUUGUCGCCUUCCAUUCAACAACAGUCAGCUCAACCAAGCUGUUUCUAUCUUCUUUAGGAUCGCGCCAGUAAUGGUGGAUCUUCUGUGUCUUUUAGGAAUAAUUUUGUUUCUGUUAGCGAGCGUGGGAAUGGAGUUGUUUCAUGGCGCGAGCGAGACGAGCGAGGGCCACAUGUAUCUUCCUGCCUGCGGUUUAGGAUUCCAAACAUUUUGGUGCGCAUGUCUAAUCUUGUUCCAGAUGGUAACCACGAGUAACUGGCAUGAAAUCAUGAACUCGGUGAUGGAAGCCACUAAAUCGAAGUGGACUAGUUUGUAUUUUGUUGCGGCCUACAUCGUGGUCAACAUGGUGAUCAUGAAGUUUCAAUGA
This is a messenger RNA of Stylophora pistillata, 2884 nucleotides long. RefSeq lists its product as uncharacterized. Gene Ontology annotation, cellular component: membrane. Gene Ontology annotation, biological process: monoatomic ion transport; transmembrane transport. NCBI's taxonomy places the organism in Eukaryota, Metazoa, Cnidaria, Anthozoa, Scleractinia, Pocilloporidae. Gene Ontology annotation, molecular function: protein binding; monoatomic ion channel activity; calcium ion binding. The record is from RefSeq and is a predicted model, not a curated record.